Lethenteron reissneri (Far Eastern brook lamprey) is the source of this 6019-nucleotide messenger RNA. RefSeq names its product macrophage colony-stimulating factor 1 receptor 1-like. Gene Ontology annotation, cellular component: signaling receptor complex; plasma membrane. Gene Ontology annotation, biological process: cell surface receptor protein tyrosine kinase signaling pathway; positive regulation of kinase activity; protein phosphorylation. NCBI's taxonomy places the organism in Eukaryota, Metazoa, Chordata, Hyperoartia, Petromyzontiformes, Petromyzontidae. Gene Ontology annotation, molecular function: ATP binding; growth factor binding; transmembrane receptor protein tyrosine kinase activity. The record is from RefSeq and is a predicted model, not a curated record.
AUGGUCCAUUCCAGUGAAGCAAGAAUUCCAGAUGAAUGCUGCAUUUUGUCCAUUAUGAAUCCUGUGCUGGUGAUCUGGCUCGUUCUGGCCGUGACACAGGCUGCUAUGGAGGGCAGAAUUACUACGAAUUUGAAACGACUGCUGGAACCAGAAGCAACCGACGUCAAAUUACCGUGUCUCAUCGACGGUGACUCCACGGGCUACACUGGUCUGAGAUUGGAGAAGCGUGACGAAUUGAGCUACAUUCCAACGGACAGCGAUGGUUUUACGCUCCGUAAUGUAACUCCAAACGACAGUGGCUGGUAUGUCUGCACGGCAGAAUUUGGUGGGAGAACAAAGACCUCUAAGCCAAUUCGACUGGACAUCUACAGAGUGCCUCGCCAUGCUCCCAAGGUCUUCGUGAAACUCAACUCUCCUUUCCGCUUGGUUGGGGAGCGCUUCUGGGCUGAGUGCAUUGGCCGCAAUGUAGACAUGAAAUUUAAUGUCGAAUGGAACAUUUCAAACUCUGCGCUCUUUGUCCACACCAAUUCUUCCGAUGUCGAUACAACGGACGCCAUCAAGACGCUGCGUGUCUCGGCUGCGCAGACUGAGCUGAGACAGGCUGGCAACUUCACCUGCAUCGCAUCAAGCCACUUGGGCAAAGCCCAGUUUGGAGCAACGCUCACAGUCCUGGAGAAAGGCUUUCUGAGACUGUCGCAAUUGGGUCAAGACCACAAGACGGAGGUGGCGCCUGGAGAGGACGUCUCCCUGGCGGUGCAGAUGGACGCGUACCCAGCUCCCACGGCCUGUGCUUGGAGGCACAUGAACCGGACACUGAGCGAGGAUUGCGGGGAUGGGCGCUUGGUGUCCUUGCUGGUGCGGGACGUCAGAGGGGCCCAGUCUGGGAUCUACUCGUUCUAUGCCAGUCACCGCUACGAGAACGCCAACAUCUCCUUCCCAAUACUUGUGACCGAGCGUCCUCGUGAUGUGAGUCUCAAGGUGGUCGGGGAGAACACGGCCGAGUGUACGGCAUGGGGACAUCCUCUCCCCAACAUCUCCUGGAUCAUCUGUGAGGGCCUGCAUAAUAAUGGGUGUUCAGGCAGAACCGGUCCCUCUCCACUGGAAGCAGAUGUGAGCCACGAGCGUGCAGGCCUCACCGUGGCUCGUUCUCAAGUGACUCUACCUUCUUUGUCGGGCAACCUUACACUUAUGUGCCACGCGCACAACCAGCUGGGCGAGGCCAACGCGUCGCUACCCGUGGCUCUGCAUGUGGGGAGAUUUCAGGGAGUUGUGGCACCAGCUGCGGCAGGAAUGCGCUCAGUGCUGGAGUUGUCGAUUGUCUCGGGCCUAGCUGUGGUGCUGCUGGUCGCGUCUGCUCUGAUCGCCUUCAAAUACAGACAGCGGCCGAGGUACGAGAUCCGCUGGAAGAUUGUGGAUGGGAGUACAGAAGGAAACCCUUACACCUUUCUGGACCCAGCCCAGCUGUCGUACGACCCCCGCUGGGAGCUUCCCAGAGAUGCGCUCCAGUUUGGUGUGACCCUGGGCUCGGGAGCAUUCGGCCAGGUCGUAGAGGCUCACAUUCACUGCCUGGAAGCGUCGGACGAGCAGCCCGUGAAGGUGGCCGUCAAGAUGCUGAAAGCCACAGCACAUUCCUCAGAGACGGAGGCCCUGGUGUGCGAACUGAAGAUCAUGAGCCACCUGGGAUAUCACCUCAACGUCGUCAACCUCAUUGGCGCGUGUACCAUCGGAGGGCCAGUUUUCAUCGUCACAGAAUACUGCCCCCAUGGGGACCUCUUGAACUUUCUUCGCCGCAAGCGGGCAAGUUUUUCUAUCUACAACGGCGAAGACACUGACAAGGAAGAGCCCUACAAGAACAUCAAGUCCAUCACCAAUGGGAGCACAAAAGAGAGUGAAUAUUUGUCGGCUCGUGAUCUGCCCAAGGCAUUGGCUCAAGACAGCCUUAUUGGUGGCGAUGGCGGUGAUGGCAAUGACAUUGAAGAGGAUCAUUCCCUUGAGCUCAGAGAUCUCAAGAGCUUUGCUCACCAAGUUGCGCUGGGAAUGGCCUUCCUCGCCUCAAGACACUGUGUGCACAGGGACCUGGCUGCCCGUAAUGUCCUGGUGUCGACAGCUCACGUCGUCAAAAUAUGCGACUUUGGUCUUGCACGUGACAUCACCUGCGACGACAACUACAUCACCCGGGGAAAUACCCGCUUACCUGUGAAGUGGAUGGCCCCAGAGAGCAUCUUCCACAGCUUCUACACCUCCCAGAGUGAUGUGUGGUCAUAUGGCGUUCUGCUGUGGGAGAUCUUCUCUCUUGGUGAAAACCCUUACCCAGACAUAGCUGUGGAUGGGAAAUUCUACAGGAUGAUUCGUGAUGGAUACCGCAUGGAUGCUCCUGAGUUCGCCCCAUGCAAUGUCUACCAAGUGAUGCUGGACUGCUGGAGUGGUGACCAUGAAAAUAGACCCAUGUUUAAUCAGCUCGCACAGCUCAUGAGUGAGCUGUAGUCAAGUCCAAGAUGCUUCAGGCAUGAAGUCACACUGUGUCUAUCGCCUCUCUGUGAAGUGUAUUCAUGAGCACUUAACCAUAGCCCUUUCGCUCCCGGCCUUGUAAACGUCUACCCCUUAUGCCCCCACCACCCCCCCGUUAACACGCACAUGCUUAUGCUUUUAAGGCAUUGUAGGGCUUAUAUUCCCACAAUGUAGUGGUUCUUGAAUAUUGUUUACUUCAGUAUGUUAUGAUUGGAUUUUAUUUUAGUGUUUGAUGUUCGAGACCAGUCCUUGGUCUCCAAGCUGACGCCAGGACAUUUCCUCAGGUCUUGUCCUUUUAAUGCUUUUUUAACCAGGAAAACCUCACUGAGUCUCAUGUUUAUUUUUCAGUACGCUCCUGCAACAUUUUCGCACUAGUGUGGUGGUUAUUGGUUUGUAGAUUCCAAUUGAGGAAUUGUUAAUCUUUGGAAAAUUUGGAUCGUCAUACCUGCACAAAAUGCAUUUUUGUGUGCAAAUUAUGUCAGAGGAUCUGACAAAUCCAUUGUGAUGCAGAUAGUGUGUUUGUUCAUGGUUAAUACACCUCAGGGACGUGCGGACAGGGGAGGCAGGGGAGGCAGGGGAGGCAGAGCCUCACCUGUUAUACUCCAAAUAGCUGUUACGAAAAGUUACAAAAAAGAAUAAUCAAAUAAAAUAAAUAUUAAGAUUUUCCACUGAUCUGUGCUAUAAAUGUCAUUUCUGUACGAAUCCAAUCAUUUUUAUAGUAAAAACCGCCAAAUCUCCGCAGCUCCGCUGCAAAUACAAGGAGAGACUAUAGGUGAGGCAGCGACGAGCUCAGCCUCCCCUCUGAUUGCGCAACCCCUCAGUAACUGGAUGUAGCGCGGACAAUAAGCGCGUGCCUGUUACUAUCUCAGUAUGUCACCAAUAUAAUGCUUGUAGACCCCUUCAUUUCAUGUCCUCGCCUUCCAUACACCAGGUAACUUAUUUCACGAAUGUGUAUAAAAAUAUUUAGGCUCGCUGGUCUCGUCAUGAAACUGCAAUGAAAAAGCACCAGGGGAGGCAGCUAUCACAUCUGCCUCACUGAUGGGGACGUGUCUAACAUGCCCCCUCAGUGAGGACACGCCCCCUCCGUGAGGCCACGCCCCCUCCGUGAGGCCACGCCCCCCUCAGUGUGUGAAUCUGGCUCUGACACUAGCCAGUGCUUCAUAAGGGCGGUCGCUGUGCCACGUCACCGUCCUUGAUCUUAGCCUCAAAAGGUGUGGCCUUGACUGUCCUUGAAGGCUCUGACUACGUGGGUAUUUCAAACUGGUCACAUGUAACCAAGGUUGAGAUCAUUAGCAUAUUAGUACUAGGUAGUAUAUCAAUGCAGUAUUGUCUCAAUAUGUAUAUCCCUCAAAUGUUACGGUGUUUUGGAGAUGCAUUCACCUUUAAAUGUUUUUCUAUCCAAAUAGUUUGGAAACUUUUUUUACUUCAGUAUAUCAAAUCUGACAUUGGACGAUGACAUUGGUUAGACAUUGAAGCUGAAUAAUGAGAGCUGAAGCUUAACUGAAAAUAAUCAACCUUGAAAGCAAUAAACACGCGUAUCUGAAAUAUGAAACUGAUAUGAAAACCUGGUCGAAAAAAUUGAAUCUAAAAUAACAUAGGUAAAAAACACAAAUCGGUUGCAAAAACAAAUGAUAGUCAUUGUCAACUGAAACUUUAGAUGCAUCCACAUAUGGAUAGGUUUCUGCUAAGGCUUGAUCCACUUCAGGAAGGGAUUUUGUGUGGACUGUCUUAUUGCAGCAGUAAAUUAAGAUUGAUGAAUUACAGUAACUUAGUAUUUCAAUUGAAACCUUUCGUGACUGCAGGGAUUCAUAUUCCUUUGUACGUGACUUUACCGUAAGAACCAAGAAUAUAGUAACUUAAUCAUUGAUAAUACAAUUGUCGAGGUGCACAGCAUCCAACGUAUUACUGCAGAAAUCGCAGCUACCAUGCUCAGUGUGUCAUGAUUCUUAUACGAAGCUUUAUUUCCCCAAAAUAAAUUGUGCCUUAAACAUGUGUUAACAUUAGCUGGUAUGUAAUUUUUACUCUGGUAAUAGAAAACGUGUAAUAUUGGUAAAACUGAAAAUACUAAAAAAGAAAUGCUGUUUUUCAGUUGCUCUUUUUUCCUAUUUGUCUAGAUGUGAGAUUACGUGUUUGGGAAAACAGUGCUGGCAAAGGCAUAUCGUGGACUAGGUGUGGUCUGAGUACAAUGCUAUUCUUGCGUAUACAUCAAUAUUUUCAGGAGCUAAAUGCCAAUGUCGAGGUCUUUCCUGGAAGGUUCUGAAGGAGGGCAAUUCAUGAUUUGGUCUUUUCACAGAUCUGUAUCAUGUGGGGCUUGAAGGCCAGGCUGCUAUCAAUGAUAACCCCGAGAUAUGUCGAAAUAGGGUCAUAGCACACUGAACUACUACAGAAGGACACACCAAUAGUGGCAUCUGCAACAUGAUUGUUUAAGUGGAAAGUUCUUUUGGUAAUUUGGAUGGAUUCGGUCAGUCUCCAGUGACAGAAAUAUGCUUGCAAUAACAUUAGAUCAGUUAGAGUAUUGGCAAUGUUAUUAAAGGCGAUGACAUCUUAUAUAUGAUGAACAUGUGAGAUGAUGUGCAGUGACACACCCUGAGACACUGCUAAGAUGAUCUCCCUGCUUUUCCCCAAACCUUGGGCCUACCCCUCUAACCCCGAGCUCUGAUUAGCACGGUUGGCUACGUACGGUGCUAAAGAAGAAUGUAGUGAGUCCAACUGAGUCAUAGACGUUGUCUAUGGAGCAACACGUUUUAUUCAACUCUUAGCACAACAUACUCCAGGCUAUUAACACAGCACACUCUCGGGUGGUGACCACCCAACUAACCACGCUACAGCGGAACUAGACACGGUUCCACUAUCCCGGUCCGGACCACAAGCUGGGUCCCAGACCGCGUGGCUGGAGGCUUCUUCAAACUUGAAGUGGAUCUCCUGCCUCUCCAACAGUAAGAACCCCGAGCCCCUCACAGAGCUCCCCUUAUAUCGGGCCGGGCUGGUGCUGGCUCCGCCUCUCGCCCCGCCCACCUCGAUCUCUCUCGCCCUUGCCCGAAGGCUCUCGAGAGUUCUUCCUGGACCAUGUGACCACCCAUUGGCCCCCUCCACCGGUGGCCCCCUCCAUUAUAAUCUGGUCACAUGUCCCCAGGUCAGCCAGAGUAUCAUGCCCCCAACGUAACCCUAGCUGGCUCACACUCUCUCGCUCUCUCAACGGGAGCCCGCACUGCACGCUGUGCAUGGCCAUCGCGCUUAACCAGCGCUCACCCAAGCCCCCACUAGGGCUGGUACUACACCACGUGUCCCGGGUGUACACACAACAGUAUACAUCCCGCCGUGGCCUCACAAGCCCGGCACCACACAGUGACAUUCCCAGUCACUACAUAUACAUAACAUUGCUGUUACUGUUACUUGAUACACUGCUGUUAUUAAUUCGCGUCACUGCCCCUCUAACCUGGCCGCUCACACAUCACAUGCACACUCGCCUACCCCAGCCCACCGUGCACCUGCCUAACUUACAAGAACACGG